CUGGCUUUGUCACCACAGUCUGCGAAUUUUUGUAACUUUUAUUAUUGUGCGAACAAGGAAUAAAAUAAAAUUCAGUUUACUGUUUAGACUAUGUAAACAGUUAGAAGUACAGUUAGAUUCAGAACCUAGUCCAAUAAAAUGGCGGCAACUGCUGAUAAAGCAGCAUUCGAAGAAGAUGCAUUUCAGGCAUUGGAAAAAGACUUCCAGGAAGUUUUGGGAGAGUUAAUGGGAGAUAAAACCCUGGAAAAAUUUCGCAUCGAAUAUGAAAAACUACAUAAAGCCUUGAUGAAAUCUCAUGAAAGUGAAAAGCGAUUAAUGGGAAAAUGUCGUGAAUUAAAUGCAGAAAUUGUUGCAAAUUCAUCAAAAGUUUCUCAGGCACUCAAGCUGUCUCAAGAUGAUCAGGCCACAAUACAACAACUUAAAACUGAGUUGGAAAAAGCUUGGAGGAUGGUUGACUCUGCUACAGAGAAGGAGACGAGAACACGAGAAACUAUACAAAGUCUAAAACUUGAAAUUGCAAACUUGACUAAACUAGUUGAACAGGGAGCUGGAUUAUCUAUGGGCCAGGAACACAGUGUAAACGAACUUCUGAAGGCAAAAGAAGAUUUAACUCGAGAACGAGAUGAUCUCUUGUCCGAGAUUGUCAAAGCUAGAGAACAACUUGCUGCUGCUGCGGCUGUUCAACAGAAAGCAGAAUCUGACAAGGAAGCUGCCGAAAUGAAAAUUGCAGAGCUUCAACAAGACAUCCAAAUGAAGCAAAAUGAAGUCCAAAGGGAAACAAGGAAAAAAGAAAAAAUGGAACGAGACGUGAAAGGAUUAAAAAAUGAUCUUGAUAAUAAAACGUCAGAAAAUAAAGCAGCAACGACUCAGUUACAACGAAGUAAAGAUGACAAUGUUAGACUGGAACAACAACUCAAGGAACAGAGAAUUCUCCAUGAGAAAGCUGUUCGGGACACUGACCUUCUGAAUGCUAGACUUACUAAACUUCAACAAGAUUAUCAAAAUCAAAUUGAUAAUGCGGAUGCUCUGGCAAGCGAUAAUCAAACUAAAGCAGCUGAUCUUAAAGCUCGCGAAGAUGAAAUAAACCAGAUGCGUCAAGAUACAACAAGACUAAAUAAAAUGAGAGAAAAUAUUCAGAGAAAAUUACAGUUAGUUGAAGAAAGUAAAUCGGAAGUGGAAGGACAAAGAGAUACACUUAAAAGUCAAAUUGGUGGCUUGGAAAGAGAGCUUGAUGUGAUGAAAAAACAGGCAGAGAUUGACAAAAAGCAAGCUGAUGAACUAGUGAGAGAAAGAGAUAUUCUAAACAAGAAUUUACUCAAGUCAUCACAUGCUACACAAAAACAAAUGAAUUUGGUUCGUCUCCAUGAACAAAGUAAAAAGAAUUUGGAACAGGAAAUACAAAAUUACAAGGAUGAAGCUCAAAAACAAAGAAAAAUUAUCUAUCAACUUGAAAAAGAAAGAGACAGAUAUAUCAACGAAGCUUCUGAUCUCACACAAAAGGUUUUACAACACAUGGAAGAUGUAAAAGUACGGGAAAUGCAGAUUUUCGAUUAUAAAAAGAAAAUUGCUGAAGCCGAAACUAAAUUAAAACAACAACAGAAUCUGUAUGAGGCUGUUCGAUCGGAUCGUAAUCUCUACAGCAAGAAUCUGAUUGAAGCACAGGAUGAAAUCACAGAAAUGAAAAGGAAACUGAAGAUUAUGAAUCAUCAAAUCGAUCAGCUGAAAGAAGAAAUUACAACAAAAGAAGCGGCUCUCGUUAAAGUUAAUCUUGAUCAUGCCAGAGUGGAGAAAGAAAAAGAAUCUCUCAAGGCUGAGCUCCAGAGAAUGAAACAACAAGCUGCGGAAAGCAAAACUCAGCUUGAACAAAUGGAAAAAGAAGUUGCUAAACUACAACAAGUCAUCAGAGAAGCUGAUGCAGAAAGAAAAAGACAAAUGAAAGAGUUGGAUCAGGUCAUCAGUGAAAGAGACAUUCUCGGAACCCAACUUGUACGUCGUAAUGAUGAGUUAGCACUUCUCUACGAAAAAAUCAAGAUCCAACAAUCGACUCUUAACAAGGGAGAAAUUCAAUAUCGACAACGACUUGAGGAUAUCAGAAUUUUGAAACUUGAGAUUAAAAAAUUACGUCGUGAGAAAACCAUUCUUACAAAGAGUGUUGCAAGUGUGGAAGAUUUGAGGAGAGAGGUUUAUCACAUUCAACGUGAACUACUUCGGGAACGAACACGUUGUAAAGCAUUGGAGGAAGAACUUGAAAAUCCAAUGAAUAUUCACAGAUGGAGAAAAUUAGAAGGAUCCGAUCCGAGUGCUUAUGAAAUGAUACAAAAAAUACAGGCUUUACAAAGACGAUUAAUUGGGAAGACAGAAGAAGUUGUUGAAAAAGAACUCAUGAUUCAGGAGAAGGAAAAACUUUAUGUUGAAUUGAAACACAUUUUAGCUCGACAACCCGGUCCUGAAGUUGCUGAGCAAUUACAAAUUUAUCAACAAACACUGAGAGAUAAAACAAAGCAAAUGAAGCGUUUGGCAUCAGAGUUGAACAUGUAUGAAGCUCAAUCCUCAGAAUAUAAAUAUGAAAUUGAAAGGUUAGCUCGUGAAUUACAAGAAAUAAAGAAGAAGUAUUUCAUUCAAAAGAAAAAAGAACAGCAACUCAAGGAACGCGAUCGUGCUUUAGCACAAGCUGGUGCCCCGAUUAUUCAACCACAACGUACAGACGGAGCGAGGUUUGCAGGAGGAGGCUUCAAUUUGAAACAACCGCAAAAGACAAGCGCUUAACUUUCUAUGCUUCUGUCUGAAUAAUUUGUAAAAUAUUUCUGCUUUCAUUCUUUUUCAUAGGAUUUCAAUCUUCAUGUUUCUAUAGCACUGUUUUUGAAAUAAAUAUAUUCAAUUAGAAAUAG
Molecule: messenger RNA, 2888 nt
Organism: Styela clava
Lineage: Eukaryota; Metazoa; Chordata; Ascidiacea; Stolidobranchia; Styelidae
Source: RefSeq, a predicted model, not a curated record